Molecule: messenger RNA, 1858 nt
Organism: Ectocarpus siliculosus
Lineage: Eukaryota; Phaeophyceae; Ectocarpales; Ectocarpaceae
Source: the annotation of a GenBank genome assembly
AUGUGCAUCCAGGAUUUUCAGGUAACAUCAAAGCUCGGCAUGGGCAAGUUCGGCAUCGUCUACAAGGCCAAGAGCAAGCAGUCGCACAAGACUGUCGCGAUCAAGGUGAUUUACAAGAGCUCUCUACGGGACGGCAACUACCAAGACGCGGUCAACCUAGAUCGCGAAAGGCGCCUGCAGGCCAAUCUGCGCCACCCCAACAUCGUGGGGAUACAGAACUCCUUCCAGGACCCCAAGUUCGUGUACCUGGUGCUCGACUUCGCCUCAGGGGGAGACGUGUACAAGGUGCUCUCUCAAGAGCGGCAUAAAACGGGUCUGCCCCACGAGGUCGCCGCGGCGUACCUGCACGAUGCCGCUAGCGCGAUCGCCUACCUCCACCGCAUGCACGUCAUACACCGGGACCUGAAGGCCGAAAACCUGCUGGUCGACUCAAAGGGGCGGCUUCAGCUCUCCGACUUCGGCUGGGCGGUGCACGCGAAGCCCCCCCACCAGCACAUACGGCGGACAAUGUGCGGGACCCCCGAGUACGCCCCCCCCGAAAUCCUCGUUCGUCACCCGGAGUACACGAAGGCGGUCGACAUCUGGAGCCUCGGGGUCCUCGCGUUUGAGCUGCUGACAGGGAAAACUCCGUUCUCCAGAGCGCAUCCGGCGACGAGCCCCCAAACCGCCGCCGACUGCAACAACAACGACGGCAGCAGCACCCAGACAUCCCUUAGCCCCAGUGCUGGAUCGGGCCCCACCGCCGCCGGAAUGCAAAGAGCUCCAGGUAGCGCAGAAGUGGCCGCUGCGUCAGAGGUCGAGGAAAUCCACAAGGGUGACGACCACGCCAAGCUGUACGGACGCAUUGCCGGCUGGGGGGGAUCCCGUGACAGCCUUUUCGGGCGGGGUACCCGGGGGUCCGGUGCCCCCGAGCUGGCCCGGGACGUGGUGAUGGCGAUGCUUAGACCGGUGCCGGGGGACAGGCUAGAGGCCGGGGAGGUUCUGAAGCUGCCGUGGGUGGCGUUGCGAGGGAAGGGCACCGCUGCCUCAGCUACUACAUAGAAGUGCUCUUGUCGUGUGUAGGCCUUGUUGGUGCGAUGCUGCCGCAGAGCGGAUUUUUUUGGCUGGUGCGAUCUCGUCGCAGUCUGUGGUGGUGUAGUUGACGUACUGCUGUACUGGGUGGCGUACUGCCGCUGGCGUUGUUGUGCCUGUUGGGUGCACGGAGCGGGCCUUGUUUCGCCGCAUGCGGUGCAAAAUGACUCGGAGUAAGGGUAAGGUACGACUAUUGUUUUUGGGCGUAAGAAGACGGGAGUGUUCUAUUUCUGUAGGUGUGUCGCUUGCUUCAAGGGUAUAUAUAUGUUGUUGGUUGGCUGGUGGCACUAGGAAAAGAGUAUUCUCCUGCUGCUGCUGCGCUAUUUUCGUGGGCUGUGGUUGCGGCGCACACCGACAGCCGUUGGGCUGACCGAUAUAUCACGGUGUCGUUUAGUGUGCUGCAGUUGUGUCAACCGAGAUCCGAACACUAUUGUACGAUUUCAUCUGACGAGGAAGCUGGACUGGGUGGGGGCAAUGACUGCUGGCAACAUACGUAGUAGCCGUUGGCAAUCUGUACAGUUGCAUGUCUACUGCUUUGUACAUUUGUGUUGCGGACUUAUGUACGCAAGUCUAGAUUGCAUAUCUGCGUCCUGGAAUUCUAACACGCCGAUGCAAAAGCCCGAAAACCCUUACCCAAUGCUGAUUUCCUUGUCAAUCGGAAAUCGACGGUCCUCCGAUCCUAUCGCAGCAGCAGCUGAAAUUUGCCGGUGGGGAUGGAGAAACGCUGCGAUCGCACCCAAACUAUCCUACACGGCCCGGUUGGCAUUGUUAUAAUAUACCAAAGACU